CCCCGCGCGUGCGCAGUGCGCUGGGGCUGCGAGGCACUGAGGGGAGAGGCGCCGCCAGCGCCGCCCGGGGACCCGUUAGAGCGGAAGCGCAGCCGCCGCCUCUGCCGUCGCGGGGUUCCCGGCAGGUGAGGUGGGAGCCAUGUCGAAGCGGCUCCGGAGCAACGACGUGUGCGCCGACUGCAGCGGGCCUGAUCCUUCCUGGGCAUCAGUGAACAGGGGGACUCUCAUAUGUGAUGAGUGCUGCAGUGUUCAUCGGAGCCUAGGGCGCCACAUCUCCCAAGUGAGGCAUCUUAAACACACAGCAUGGCCUCCAACCCUGCUUCAGAUGGUUGAGACCUUGUAUAGCAAUGGUGCUAAUUCUAUCUGGGAGCAUUCUUUGCUGGACCCUGCUUCUAUUAUGAGUGGGAGACGGAAAGCCAAUCCACAGGAUAAAGUCCACCCCAAUAAAGCAGAAUUCAUCAGAGCCAAGUAUCAGAUGUUAGCGUUUGUACACAGAUUGCCCUGCCGUGACGAUGACAGCGUGACUGCCAAAGAUCUUAGUAAGCAACUCCAUUCAAGUGUGAGAACAGGGAAUCUUGAGACCUGUCUGAGACUGUUGUCGUUAGGAGCCCAAGCCAACUUCUUCCAUCCUGAAAAAGGAAGCACUCCACUCCACGUCGCCUCCAAAGCAGGACAGAUCCUACAGGCCGAAUUGCUGGCGGUGUACGGAGCUGACCCAGGCACACACGAUUCUAGUGGGAAGACUCCUGUUGACUAUGCAAGGCAAGGAGGACACCGUGAGCUGGCUGAACGCCUCGUAGAAAUACAGUACGAGCUGACAGACAGGCUGGCCUUCUACCUCUGCGGCCGGAAACCAGAUCAUAAGAACGGACAGCACUUUAUAAUCCCUCAGAUGGCAGACAGCAGCCUGGAUUUGUCUGAGUUGGCAAAAGCUGCCAAGAAGAAACUUCAGUCUCUAAGUAAUCAUUUGUUUGAAGAACUUGCCAUGGAUGUGUACGAUGAAGUUGACAGACGAGAGACUGAUGCAGUCUGGCUUGCCACGCAAAACCACAGCACCUUGGUAACUGAGACAACCGUCGUUCCCUUUCUUCCGGUCAACCCUGAGUACUCCUCGACGCGAAACCAGGGCAGACAGAAAUUAGCUCGGUUUAAUGCCCAUGAAUUUGCUACACUGGUCAUCGACAUCCUCAGUGAUGCCAAGAGGAGACAGCAAGGCAGUCCUCUCUCCAGGUCAAAAGACAAUGUGGAGCUCAUACUGAGAACAGUCAGCAACCAGCACAACACCGAGAGCCAGGACAAUGACCAGCCGGACUAUGACAGCGUGGCCUCAGAUGAAGACACAGACGUGGAGACCAGAGCAAGCAGGACAAACCGGCAGAAGAGCCUAGAUUCAGAUUUGUCAGAUGGACCAGUCACUGUGCAGGAGUUUAUGGAGGUCAAACACGCCCUAGUGGCUUCUGAGGCCAAGAGACAGCAGCUAAUGAAGGUGAAUAACAACCUGAGUGGCGAGCUGAGAAUUAUGCAGAAAAAGCUUCAAACUCUACAGAGUGAGAACUCAAGCCUCAGGAGACAGGCCACAGCCAGUGCCUGUCAGGUACAGACCGCCUCUGACCACAAAGACACUGCGAGCCACUCCUCCCUGAAGCGCCGGCCAUCAGCCCGGGGCAGUAGACCCAUGUCCAUGUAUGAGACUGGAUCAGGCCAGAAACCAUACCUCCCAAUGGGAGAAGCCAACCACCCUGAAGAAAGCCGGACAAGACUUCAGCCCUUCCCCACUCAUAUUGGGAGGAGUGCACUUGUGACCUCCUCUUCGUCUCUGCCUUCCUUCCCCUCCACACUUUCCUGGUCCAGGGACGAAAGCACCCGAAGGGCCUCCAGGCUGGAGAAGCAGAACAGCACCCCAGAGAGCGAUUAUGACAACACUGCCUAUGACCCUGAACCAGAUGACACGGUGUCAGGCCGGAAGGGGCGGCAGCGGAGUAUGCUCUGGCAAGGUGAUGGCCCACUGCCAGACACAGCAGAGCCCCACUCCAUCCCCAGCCCCGCCCUCCCCAGCACAGAAGAUGUCAUCCGAAAGACUGAACAGAUCACCAAAAACAUCCAGGAGCUCCUCAGAGCAGCCCAGGAGAACAAGCAUGACAGCUACAUUCCCUGCUCAGAGAGGAUACACGCCGCUGUGACCGAGAUGGCAGCCCUGUUCCCCAAAAAACCUAAGUCUGACACGGUGAGGACUUCCCUCCGCCUACUAACGGCCAGUGCCUACCGGCUCCAGUCAGAGUGCAGAAAGGCUCUCCCAGGAGACUCGAGCUUGCCCACGGAUGUGCAGCUGGUCACACAGCAGGUCAUCCAGUGUGCUUAUGACAUUGCCAAGGCCGCCAAACAGCUGGUCACAAUCACCACCAAAGAGAACAGCAGCUGAGCUGCGGGUGCCGCCCUCCUGUUGUCUGGAAAGUCCGGCUGCAAUGUAGACAUGAACUUUGCAGAUUUUUACAAAAAAACGUUUAAUGAUGACUUAAAACUUUUUAAGAGAAAACUCAGUAUUAUUUUUGCAUGUUUUCUAACAGAUUUUUGACUGUAAUUUAACCCUUGCCUUAUUUGUGCCUGUUUGCAGCUUAGUUCUGUCCUGUUGGAUUGUCACCAAGUGCUUACUUAGGUCAUGACCCCAUGUGUUUAAAAGUAAUUGUUCAGAGUUUGUUACAACUUUCCCAUCCUUUAAAAUCUCCACCAAUGCCUAAAACUAUAAUUGAUAUUUUUAGUAAAACAUUUUCGUAAGAGAUAAGAAAAUUGGAUUUUAAAGCAGCAGGAGCAGCAGCUCUUCCUUCCAAGUGUCGGCAGUGAGAGAGCUUUCCGUCCUGGGGCCUCAGCUCGGGUGUCUCCAGGUGUGUGGAGAGCAGGGCCUCGCCGCUCCCCGGGGACAGCGCAUCUCUUAGGAGUGACCGGAACUGAUCCUUUUCUAACUUUUGUAUCAUGUUAAGUGUUGUCUUAUUUAAUAUUUUUAUCUUGAUUUUCUAUCUAUAAAGAUUUUACCAUCA
Messenger RNA from Rattus rattus (black rat), 3032 nucleotides. RefSeq names its product GIT ArfGAP 2 (gene Git2). Bases 140 to 2419 code for a protein of 759 amino acids. The record is from RefSeq and is a predicted model, not a curated record. Gene Ontology annotation, molecular function: protein binding; GTPase activator activity. Lineage: Eukaryota; Metazoa; Chordata; Mammalia; Rodentia; Muridae. The transcript has 20 exons. Gene Ontology annotation, biological process: regulation of ARF protein signal transduction; brain development.